Saccostrea echinata is the source of this 862-nucleotide messenger RNA. Its product is annotated as fibrinogen C domain-containing protein 1-like. The transcript is spliced from 5 exons. The record is from RefSeq and is a predicted model, not a curated record. The coding region runs from base 1 to 831 and encodes 276 amino acids. NCBI's taxonomy places the organism in Eukaryota, Metazoa, Mollusca, Bivalvia, Ostreida, Ostreidae.
AUGUCACGGGUGGCACCGCACUUCCUCUGUUUCCUGUGGUUGGUGGCCGUAUUUUGGCCAUGGACUACCCAGGGAGCAGCCCAGGACACCAAUCAUGCUCUGGUAACGCUCAUUGAGUCCCUCCAACUCCAGAUCACAGAAUUACAAAGAAAGGUUGACCAAGGGUUUUCUGGAUCUUGCAAAGCAAAGCCCAGAGACUGUGCUGAUGUAUUGGCAAGCGGGAAAAACGUGUCCAAGGUAUACAAGAUUUACCCUGGGGAAGGCCCUGUCACGGAAGUCUACUGCGACAUGGCCGACGACGGAGGUGGCUGGACGGUUAUCCAGCGGAGAUUCAAUGGUUCGGAAAACUUUUUCCGGAGUUUUGCCGACUACGCUGCAGGAUUUGGUAACAAGACUGGAGAGUAUUGGGAAGGAAAUGAGAACAUCCACGCCAUUACCUCUCAGUGCAAAUACGAGCUCAAGAUCAUUUUGACGGACUAUCAGCAACAUACUAAAGUGGCCAAGUAUUCUUCGUUUUCUGUUGGAGACAAGUCAACAAAGUAUGCUUUAACCAUAGCUGGUUAUUCCGGGGAUGCAGGUGACGGGUUGGUCUUUGAUCACAAUGGCCACGCCUUUUCUACAGCCGAUGCUGACUCGGAUGGUGCGCAGUCGCUCAACUGCGCACAGAAGCAUAAAGGUGGUUGGUGGUACUCAAACUGCUUCAAGUCCAAUUUAAACGGAGUAUGGGGAAAAGCAGACGAAACGGGAAUUGUGUGGGGACCAUUCAAAGAUUGGCGAAUGUAUGCCUUGAAAGAGACGACCAUGAUGGUUAGGCCUGUGGACUGUGAUUAAUAAUCCCAGAUAAAUCGGUUUUCCAAUCAUU